GAUUGACAAAAUUCGGCUCCGAGAAACUAGCAUAAGAAAGGAGCGGGUACAUAUAGUCAUGGAUGCAGAACGGGCUCUGUACGGCGCAUACGGAGAGCGGUAUCCAAGCGGUGUAUUCUUGCGAACCAAUGACGAGUUAGACAGACGCGAAGAAAAAAGACGGAUGAGGUCCUACUCCCAAGGCAAAAUGUGCUUAUUUUCGUCGCAAGUAAAAAUCACAAGACACAUUGUCUAGAGUGUUGUUUUCGACCCGAUACCCUCUCACCCUCCUUCCAUGACGCUGUCUCUUGAUGAUGAGGGAUGCAGAGCUCUGAUCUCCUAUCCGGCAAU
This is a messenger RNA of Guyanagaster necrorhizus, 330 nucleotides long. RefSeq lists its product as uncharacterized. Lineage: Eukaryota; Fungi; Basidiomycota; Agaricomycetes; Agaricales; Physalacriaceae. The record is from RefSeq and is a predicted model, not a curated record. The transcript is spliced from 3 exons. Bases 59 to 235 code for a protein of 58 amino acids.